Meyerozyma guilliermondii ATCC 6260 is the source of this 1239-nucleotide messenger RNA. RefSeq lists its product as uncharacterized. NCBI's taxonomy places the organism in Eukaryota, Fungi, Ascomycota, Pichiomycetes, Serinales, Debaryomycetaceae. The coding region runs from base 1 to 1239 and encodes 412 amino acids. The record is from RefSeq and is a predicted model, not a curated record. The transcript has a single exon.
AUGAUCAGUGCAAUUGGAUUUUUGACCCUAUUGUCGAUUCCCAUUCGAAUUUUAGUUGUGAUUUUCAAGUACUAUGCGGGAACCAUUCCGUACAGAAAGUUCCGAAACGACUUGCGCCAAUGUAUUAGAAUGACCAUUUUCCGAACCGCGUUGAGUCUCACCAACAAAGACUGCUACUACAUUGCACUUCUCAGCAAUAGGUUCAUUUUGAACAAAGUGAUGAAAUUGAAGCACAAAACUAUCGCCGACCGUCUUCCUGGCUACGGUCUGAGGUACGAUGCCAAUUCGUUGUGGUUGGUAAAACAGCCAAACAGAAACAACGACGACCCAAUUAUGAUAUACAGCCAUGGUGGCGGGUUCUUCUUGCAAACAGAAGCUCCGCAGGUCGAAUCCAUGCUUGCUAUGUACAAACUCUUGGACGAAGACAAAAAGAAGCGAAUUUCCAUUCUCGCCUUGGACUACAAAUUGACGUCCCAUGGGUUUAAAGUACCGUACCAAUUGGGUCAAUUGCACGAAACGUACCAGAGAUUGGUGGAUGCUGGCAACACUCAUAUUAUUCUUGCCGGUGACUCUGCUGGUGGAAACUUAUCCAUUGGUUAUACUCAAUACCUUAAACGAUACUCCACGAAAUCUCCAAUUGUGUAUCCCAAAACCUUGCUCUUGUUAAGUCCAUGGGUCAAUAUCGUUCCUCAUGACGACGCGUUCACCCCAUCCAAAUCGUUCUUUGAUAACGACGGCUACGACAUGAUUCGGCACAGUUAUUUCACCGAGACCGAACUCCGCGAUAUGUUCGAUGUUGAUGUCAAUGAUCCUAUGAUCUCGCCCGUGACCCAGCCAGAUAUAAAGAGAGAGGAUUGGGACUUGCCCAACUACCGUAAUCCUAAUCACAAUAUAUUUCUUUUGUGUGGAGAAGACGAAGCGUUCCGCGACGAUAUCUUGAGAUGGGCCGAAGGUGCGUUGGACGUGCCGUAUUUUUCUACCAUCAAAUACGGCAAUUCCGAUCAAUUGUUCAACCUCAAGACUCACCUGCACCUCCGCAAGGGAAACCCCAAUCAUUGCCGCUUAGACUUCUAUAUUGAGCCGUGGGGAGUCCACGAUGCUGCACUCUUUUUCGAGAACCAUCUUCUCAAACGCAUCCUCAAAGUGGAGAAAAGUGGGGGUACAAUCAGCUUUAGGGAUUUAGGGGAUGAAUUCUUCGGACUUAAACGUGCUGCUUCAUUCUUGAAUGACGUAAUAUGA